GCACUGGGAAAGCAGCAGUGAAGCGUACAGCCGAGCUACCACCACUCUCCGGCGCCGGCGAGCGGCGGACACGGCGACGGCGAUGGGUCGCCUCCGCCGCGGCGGGGUCGGUCUCCUGCGUGGUGCCGUGGUGCUCGCGUCCCUUCUCCUCGUCGUCUCCGGCGAAGUCAUCUUCGAGGAGCGAUUCGAUGAUGAUUGGGGAAGCAGAUGGGUGAAAUCUGACUGGAAAAAGAGCGAAGGGAAAGCCGGGACAUUCAAACAUACAGCAGGGAGCUAUUCUGGAGAUCCUGACGAUAGAGGUAUACAAACAACCUCGGAUGCUAAGCAUUUUGCUAUAUCGGCCAAGUUCCCAGAAUUCAGUAACAAGAACCGGACAUUGGUGGUUCAGUAUUCGAUAAAGAUUGAGCAGGAUAUUGAAUGUGGUGGUGCUUAUAUCAAGCUUAUGUCUGGCUAUGUGAAUCAGAAGAAAUUUGGCGGUGACACUCCUUAUAGCUUCAUGUUUGGGCCUGAUAUAUGUGGUGAUCAGACAAAGAAACUCCAUCUGAUACUGUCUUACCAAGGGCAAAACUACCCUAUAAAGAAAGAUCUGAAAUGUGAAACUGACAAGUUGACACAUUUUUACACAUUCAUUCUUAGGCCAGAUGCCUCUUAUAGUCUACUUGUUGAUAACCGGGAGAGAGAAUUUGGUAGUAUGUACACUGACUGGGACAUCCUCCCUCCUCGCAAGAUCAAAGAAUCUAAUGCGAAGAAGCCAAAAGAUUGGGAUGACAGGGAAUAUAUUGAAGAUCCUGAUGAAGUUAAACCAGAGGGCUAUGACUCUAUUCCUAAAGAGAUUCCUGAUCCAAAGGACAAAAAGCCUGAGUCAUGGGAUGAUGAUGAUGAUGGUGUAUGGAAGCCUAGAAUGAUACCGAAUCCAGAAUACAAGGGACGUUGGAAACGCAAGAAAAUUAAGAACCCUAACUACAAGGGAAAAUGGAAGAUCCCAUGGAUUGAUAAUCCAGAAUUUGAGGACGACCCAGACCUAUAUGUGCUGAAACCUUUGCAGUAUGUGGGAAUUGAGGUUUGGCAGGUGAAAGCUGGUUCAGUUUUUGACAACAUUUUGAUUUGUGACGACCCGGAGUAUGCAAGAAGUGUUGUUGAUGAAGUUAGGGCUGCAAAUAAAGAGGCUGAAAAGGAGGCCUUCGAGGAGGCUGAAAAGCGGAGGAAGGCUAGAGAAGACGAGGAGGCUCGGCGUGCACGAGAGGAAGGAGAGAAACGAAGAAGAGACAGGGAUCGGCACCGAGGCAGGGACCGUUACAGGGAUAGAUAUAGAGGUCAUCAUCGUAGGUAUGACUACCAUGACGAGCUAUGAGGUCUCCAGAUUAUCCCAUUCUUUCAAGGAACUUCAGGAAGUUAGUGUUGCCCAUCGACUAUUUCAUCACCCAAUUGAUGAUUGUACCAAUAAAAUAGAACAUGUUAUUUCGAGGACAGAACAAAGCUUUAUUUCAGGUGUGGAUAGCACACUACAACACGAACUGAUGCUGUUCACCUGAAACCAAGUAACAAACUGAAGAUGUGAAAGCUAGAACGUACAUUUUUGGGCAGUAACAAUAUGCUAGCGAAGAGGACGAUAUGUUUCCAUCUUCCAGUAAUAUUUCUCCUUAUUAGUGCCUUAGAACAUAGAAAAUAAAUCACUCUAGGUUGUGAAAUAUAAACUGUACUUUCAUUGUACUUCAGUUAUAUAUAUCUGGCAGUGUGUGUUACUAAUGUUCAGAGAGUAAUGUUUUCCUUUCUUC
This is a messenger RNA of Oryza sativa Japonica Group (Japanese rice), 1775 nucleotides long. RefSeq names its product calreticulin-3. Lineage: Eukaryota; Viridiplantae; Streptophyta; Magnoliopsida; Poales; Poaceae. Gene Ontology annotation, molecular function: calcium ion binding. Gene Ontology annotation, biological process: protein folding. The record is from RefSeq and is a predicted model, not a curated record. Gene Ontology annotation, cellular component: endoplasmic reticulum membrane; endoplasmic reticulum.